AUGCCAAGAAGAGCAGAAGCUGAAGACCUGCCUCACAGGAAAGCAGUACAGUCGCAACUCGAUAUACUGGAACUCAUUUUGUCGGAUACCUUGCUGUCCCGGACGAGGUAUGCGGAUGCUACUUUUUCUUACCAAAAUGCAUUUGCUAUCCCGGAUUUUGACCUUCUUGGACCGGAUGGAAAUCGUCAGGAGAGUGAACCCCUGUUCCUACAGAAUCAAAAUCUGCUCUGGCUAGACCUCGCAUGA
This is a messenger RNA of Morchella sextelata, 246 nucleotides long. RefSeq lists its product as uncharacterized. The coding region runs from base 1 to 246 and encodes 81 amino acids. NCBI's taxonomy places the organism in Eukaryota, Fungi, Ascomycota, Pezizomycetes, Pezizales, Morchellaceae. The record is from RefSeq and is a predicted model, not a curated record. The transcript has a single exon.